Molecule: messenger RNA, 627 nt
Organism: Echinostoma caproni
Lineage: Eukaryota; Metazoa; Platyhelminthes; Trematoda; Plagiorchiida; Echinostomatidae
Source: the annotation of a GenBank genome assembly
AUGUUUUACACAUUUGUGCUGGUUUUACUGUUAAAUUGGCUGUCACAUGUAGAAUCUAUGUAUUUCUAUUUGAGUAGCCAAAAACCCAUGUGCUUUAUUGAAGAAGUUCCCGAUGUAACUAUGGUUAAAGGUAAAAAAAUUGACGGAAUUUUUAAGAGGGGUCACGAUUCUUCGGCCGAAAGUAUUCACAUCGAUGUCUUAGAUCCAGAUCAUAAUAUUCUUUUCAAAUUAACCCGACAGACUUAUACGGCGGAUGGUUAUUUCACAUUCACCUCGCAUCAAGGAGGCGAAUAUAGAAUCUGCUCAGAACGAUCCGUAAGUGCUGGUUUUCGUGUACAUCUCGAUUUUGCUGUCGGUGAACAAGCAAUCAAUUAUGGUGAAAUUGCAACCAAAGAUCGACUGAAUGAGUUUGAGCUUCGAAUACGUCAGCUGCAGGAUCAAGUCCAAAGCAUUGCAAAAGAUCAGAACUAUCAACGCGUACGCGAAGAAUAUUUUCGUCAAUUAAGCGAAAGUACUAGUCAUCGAGUUACUUAUUGGAGCCUCGGCCAACUGCUCUUGCUGUGUGCUAUCGGAUUCUGGCAGAUGCGACACUUACGGGCAUUCUUCCAGGCGAAGAAACUAGUGUAA